UCUAAAGUGUAAACAAAUGUUCUAAUUUUUACAAUUUAACUAAAACAAAGUAUUGUGAAUGCUUUUACGAAUUGAAAAAGAUAUACAAUACCGAAUUGAAAAUAAUACUAUUAAUAUUUGGAAUCCAUUGAUUAUAUUAUCAGAAUGGACAGAAAUAUCAGAGAGCAAUUCAUGAAGGACGGUUAUCUCGUGGGCCUUGAUAUGUUGACAGAGGAGGAGGUUGAGUUCUUUUACAGGUCAUUUUUGGCAUAUGAGGAAAGGAUGGGAGGACACGUUAAGGGUGAAUACAGGUUUAAAACCCACUUGUUGCUUCCUUGGAUGCACCAACUUGUGACUCACCCGAAAAUCCUCGACAUUGUUACACAAAUAUUUGGCCCGGACAUAUUGUGUUGGUCAACAGAUCUAUUUCCAAAAGAACCAGGGACAGGGAAAGUGUGUGCUUGGCACCAGGACGCCACCUACGUAGGAAUGGAUCCACCAGACGCACUUACUGUGUGGGUCGCAUUGACAACGUCCGAUUCCGCUAACGGAUGUGUUCAGUUCUCCAAAGGGUCACAUAAAAAGGGCCAACUGGAGCACAACAAAACAUAUGACGAGAAGUCCAUGUUAUUGUUUGGUCAGGAGAUUCCUGUCGAGGUGGACGAGUCCACUGUCCAUGAAGCUGUUCUAAAACCCGGACAGGCGUCUGUACAUCACAUUAUGACUGUUCACGCAUCGGGACCCAAUACAAGUACCGGACGUCGUAUCGGGAUAGCCAUUCGUUAUUGCGGCGCUUACAUUAAACAAAACGAUGGUAUUGGCGAUUCGGCAAUGUUGGUAGCGGGGAAAGACCAUGGAACCUUUCCACUGGAGUCCGUUCCUUGCCGGGAGUUUGGACCAGAUGAAGUUGAGGCCCAUCGGAAGGCGGUCGGAGCUGUAGGCCCGGAGGAUUUAAUUGCAGUGAAAUAGAAAUUGAAUAUGUAUUUCUUGAAGGCAAUAUGAAUCAAGAAAACGAAAAACUGAUAUAUCUACCUAAAUACGAUUUCAUCAACGUCGACACCGUUGAAAUUCAAGUUGUAUUAGAAAAAUGUUAACUUUUCCCUUAUUGCUGGACGUUUCCGAAAAGUAAGAACAUGUAAUAACCUUGUUUUUUUAUGAAAAUAGUUUAUGUAUAUUUAAUUAUUUAUGGAAGAAAGGUGAAGUGAAUGGAAGUACUUUGGAAAUAUUAUGUUUUAUAUACGUAUCGAAUGCGGACCAAAGUUGUUCUAUUUAACUUAAACAUUGGACGGUAACAAUUUUUAUUUUAUUUUUGUUAUAAAAGUUAAAUAUUGGAUUUAAAUUUUGAUGUUAUGUGGUAAAAUGAGUUGAGAUUGAGAUUUGACUUAAGCGAUUUUGUGAUAUUGAUGCAUGUUGGUCAAAAUGACCCAUUCAAAAUUUUUGUGAUUUCUGAUUUUAGAGAUAAUCAUUGGAAAUACUUUUAUACUUCUGAUACUAUUUGGAUAUUUAACCGAAAUGUAUAUCAAUUUCCGCUUCAAUAUAUAUUUGUGUUCUUAUAUGUGCGGUGUUAGUUUCCCUCGGCAACAUUUUUGUUUGCAUUUGAAUUAUUUUUACAUUUUGUCACUCGAAACCCUUAAAGGUGCUCACUAUUUGUAAAAUCUUGUUUAAUAAUAAAAUUUUAAUAAAUACGA
This is a messenger RNA of Mya arenaria, 1667 nucleotides long. RefSeq names its product L-threonyl-[L-threonyl-carrier protein] 4-chlorinase-like. Bases 145 to 948 code for a protein of 267 amino acids. The record is from RefSeq and is a predicted model, not a curated record. Lineage: Eukaryota; Metazoa; Mollusca; Bivalvia; Myida; Myidae. The transcript is spliced from 7 exons.